Molecule: messenger RNA, 2339 nt
Organism: Orbicella faveolata
Lineage: Eukaryota; Metazoa; Cnidaria; Anthozoa; Scleractinia; Merulinidae
Source: RefSeq, a predicted model, not a curated record
AACCGAUGACUUUUCAACUGAUAUGUCUUCUGAAGAGUUGAAGUCGUAUUAUAUUGGAAAAGAUCCUCGGAAAGAAUUCUUCAGCAGUAGGAAGUUCUAUGGGUCAGUUAUGGAUCUCCAUGUCAUUGGAGUUACUUUGUCUUCUGCUGAAAUCUCCGACUUAUACUGCGAUAUCCCGCGGAUCAUAAACCAUACAGACGAAGUAAGUGGAAGCACUGUUCGGGUCACGUGGGAGCAGCCAUCUUGCUCGGUUGUAAAUUCGAAGAACGUUAUUUUUUACAGAGAAGUAACCAGAACAAGUAGGGGAAAGUGGAAUACAGUCAAUGUGUCGCAGGAUGCAACUCACUACAAUGUUCAGUUAGAAUGCUUCAAGGAAUACCAGUUAGCAGUUUCCACUUGGUACGCUAAUGCACGGCUUCCCAGUAAACUAUGGAAGGUCAAGACCGGAAUAGGCCAACUGCCACCUCCCGUAAUUAACAACAAAGAAAAGGAAAUAAAUAGCUGCAAGGUGAACACCACAUGGAGUCCUCCAAGGAAUAUUAAAUGUCCUCUAUCGAUGUACAUAAUACACUACAGAAAAGUGCCUUCACUCGGUCAUGAAGCUGACUGGAUGCAAAUCAGAGUUACCAAUAUUACAAACACAUUUCAUCUUGUCCAACUUGAUUGUGGCACACAGUACGAAAUUCAAAUGACUGUUGCCAAUGAACUUGGUGAAAGUAACAUGUCAAACUCUUGGCGAGUUAAAACAAAGUCAGACGUAAAAGCCGAUCAGAAUACAAUCGUUUUCAGAGCUGGAAUAAUCGCAGGAAGUGUCGCCGUUGUUGCCAUGGUAACAAUGGGGAUUGCAGCGUGCCUCAGAAAGAAAUGGAAACAGAAACAACUUCAUGCUGUCAUGGCAAAAAGGUCCAAGUCUGACAUCGUUCCCUUACUGCAAUGGGAGGUUAUUCCGGAGCGGGUAACAUUUAUGGAGGAGCUGGGUAGAGGGGCUUUUGGCAAGGUUUACAAAGGAGUCUUCAGGGAAUUUCCAAGCGCUGAAGUAUUUUUCAAGCCCAGAGAGGAAAGAGUGGAGGUCAAAGAGGAAAGAGUUGUUGCUGUCAAAGUGUUACUUGAAGCAGCGGGUGAGGAGGGCAAACAGCAGUUUUUACAGGAAAUUGAUCUCAUGAAGCAAAUUGGUUUUCACCGAAAUGUUCUGAGCAUGCUCGGCUACUGGGUCAGAUCUGAACCCAUCCUGCUGAUCUUGGAAUAUGUUCCACACGGGGAUCUCCUUCAAUGGCUUAGAAAGAAACGACAGGAACACGUCCAGUACCAAACAAAACCGUCGACUUUUGAAGGAACUUAUCAAGGAUUGACAAAAGUGGUCGAUGAAAGCUUCCAAAGUGUGCCAUCACAGGCGCUGCCCAUGACCGAACAUGAUCAUGUCACGCAAAGAGAGGAAGCCCCUCCAUCAGAGGCUAACGAAAAGAUGGAAGAGAACAAUAGUAAAUGUGCGAGUUCAUGCAACGUGGAAAAUGCACGCAUGAAGAUUAACAUCCCGUCCCAGAAUAACAAUAACGAUGAAGAUGACCUUUCUGCAAAGGACCUUCUUUGCUUGGCGUGGCAGAUAGCUCAAGGAAUGGAAUACUUGUCCAGUAAAGGAUUUGUUCAUCGUGAUCUGGCAGCUCGUAAUGUUCUUCUUGGUGAGGGCAGAGCGGUGAAGAUCGCUGAUUUUGGUCUGCUACGCCACACUCAUGAUGAAAUAUACAAGAUAAAGUACACGAAAAAACUGCCAAUCAAAUGGACAGCACCUGAGGCGCUUAGCAACGGUUUAUACACUUCAAAAAGUGACGUAUGGUCUUUCGGAGUACUCCUGUGGGAACUGGCCACAAUGGGCGAUAUUCCAUAUCCUGGGGUAAGCAACAAGCAACUGUACAGACUUCUUAAGACAGGAUAUCGCAUGGAUAAACCAGACAUGUGUUCAGAUGAGAUGUAAGUAAAUCGCUCAGUAUACUUUGUUUUUGUCGAAAUAAAACACAGCCGAAGGAUUCGUUCACUGUAAUUUAUGUUGCUGGGAUCAAAUCACGAACAUUGUUUCUUCAUCUGGUUAGCUCCAACAAGAGUAAACGAAGAUAGUUAUGUUUAAGGUGGUUCGUACAGCUCAAGUGGUUUACUGAAAUAUGCCCGAUUAACCAGCACCGUUUGCAAGGUUCUUCAUGAUUGGAUAAACGAAACAGUAGAUAAAGAACACAAACAAUGCCUCAGCCCUAAGAACAAAAGAGGUACAGAUUAACAUGGACGAAUUAAAGUGGUACAGACCAAUUGGAUUGCUCGACAAGUCGCGAUCGUCUUCUUGAUAUGACAGA